CUUCUGUGCUAGACAGAUGGGAGCCAUGGCUUACUCUUUACUCUUCUGCCUCCUACUCGCUCAUCUGGGAUUGGGAGAGGUUGGUGCCAGCCUCGACCCUCCGGGACGGCUGGAUUCCCCUCGAGAGAGGACCCCGAGGGGGAAGCAGCACGGUCAGCAUCUGCCGCGAGACUCUGCCCCGGACCCCUCUAUUCCCUGGAGCCGCUCCACCGACGGCACCAUCUUGGCACAAAAACUAGCCGAGGAGGUGCCUAUGGACGUGGCCUCUUACCUCUACACUGGGGACUUCCACCAGCUGAAGAGAGCCAACUGCUCAGGCCGCUACGAGUUGGCGGGCCUUCCAGGGAAGUCACCGUCCCUAGCCAGCUCCCAUCCUUCCUUGCACGGGGCGCUGGACACUCUGACACACGCCACCAACUUCCUCAACAUGAUGUUGCAGAGCAAUAAGUCUCGGGAGCAGACUGUGCAGGAUGACCUGCAGUGGUACCAGGCUCUGGUGCGAAGUCUCCUGGAGGGUGAGCCUAGCAUCUCCCGGGCGGCCAUCACCUUCAGCACCGAGUCGCUGUCCACGCCCGCCCCGCAGGUCUUCCUCCAGGCCACCCGCGAGGAGAGUCACAUCCUGCUGCAGGACCUGUCCUCCUCCGCUCACCACCUGGCCAACGCCACUCUAGAUACCGAGUGGUUCCAUGGGCUUCGGCGAAAGUGGAGGCCCCACUUGCACCGCCGUGGCUCCAAUCAGGGGCUACGGGGCCUGGGCCACAGCUGGCGGCGCAGGGAUGGGCUUGGAGGGGACAGGAGUCACGUCAAGUGGUCUCCACCUUAUCUGGAGUGCGAGAAUGGGAGUUACAAGCCCGGGUGGCUGGUUACGCUCUCUGCUGCCUUCUACGGGCUUCAACCUAACCUGGUCCCAGAAUUCAGGGGUGUGAUGAAAGUUGAUAUAAGCCUUCAGAAAGUGGACAUUGACCAAUGCUCGAGUGAUGGCUGGUUUUCAGGAACUCACAAAUGUCACCUUAACAACUCAGAGGUGUCUACUGCUUCCAAAUUACUUUGUAUUCCAAAGGCCAGCUCAAGUGAAUCUUUUGAAGACUUCCAAGUUGCCUAUGGCUCAUGGAAAGCUCCUAGUGAAACAGAUAAAGUUUCCAGUGCCAGUCACAGACAGUGCAUGAUACAAAAUGGGCGGUCAGUAAACUGGUUGUUUAAUGGAAGUUUGAAAUUGUGUAUCUUUCACCUCCAACCCCCUAUCCCUGAGUAUGCAGAUGAAGUAUCUUUCAAUACCCUUGUUCUGUCCAAUUGUACAUGGCCACACAAACCUUGCCCAAGAGACUCUGCUCACCUCCCCAAAGGCAUAAUUAUCCCCUCCAGAAUAAACUGCAUCAGUUCUCCAAGCCUUUUCCGAGUGUGUUCUUUGCCUGUGCAGUCAUCGAUGGCCAAGGCCCUGCAUUGCACCCAUCCACCCCACAGCGACACCUCUACUGAAACAAAUCCAAAUUCAGCAUUACCAACGGCUCCCUUUACAAGCGCUGUCAGUUCUCUGCUUCCUGUUGCAGUUAGGAGAAUUGAGACACUUCCUGUUUGCUGCUUUCUGGACCUCCCAUGUCCUUCGAGACCGGGUCCUGACAGUUCCUGCACUUUGACGUCUUUCGUUGCACACGCUCACGCUCUGCACACUUGCAUGGCUCUCUUUUAG
This is a messenger RNA of Arvicanthis niloticus (Nile rat), 1687 nucleotides long. The record is from RefSeq and is a predicted model, not a curated record. Lineage: Eukaryota; Metazoa; Chordata; Mammalia; Rodentia; Muridae.